This is a messenger RNA of Glarea lozoyensis ATCC 20868, 834 nucleotides long. RefSeq lists its product as uncharacterized. The coding region runs from base 1 to 834 and encodes 277 amino acids. The record is from RefSeq and is a predicted model, not a curated record. The transcript has 2 exons. Lineage: Eukaryota; Fungi; Ascomycota; Leotiomycetes; Helotiales; Helotiaceae.
AUGGCUGUCAAUCCCUCAAAACGCUCUUUUGAGUCUUUCUCAGGGCCCGAUUCGAUCGUCCUAUCACAAUUACCAUCUUCGAAAAAGACGCGUCCCAAUGCCGCUCCCGAUCCAGCGCUCUGGGACAUGAUAACCAAACUACCACCAUUGACAGCGCAGACAAUACUUUGGCAGAUAUGUUCGGAAAAUCCCACGAGUGCAGAACACGUUAUUACUGCGCACAAAUCUCGCCUUACCGAAGAAGCCAAUCGUCCUCCUGCAACGUUUGAUCAUCAUUCGAAGGCUUGCUGGUACACCCUGAAUAAAGAAUUCAAGCGAUUAUCAAGCCACGCGCAAUGGGAUAUGAUCGGGCGCGUCGACCACACAUUGGGAGAAAAUUUGACUGCUGUGAUGGAGCAAGCCGGACCGGCUACGAGAUGGGAAACGCGAAGAAAUGCCCUUGAAGUUCUGCGAAAGAUUAGCAAGAGCAUCAUGUUGUGCGGGGAACAUCUGAUAAGACGUGAGCUCAUGAAGGAUGGACUUACUCUGGGGGGUUUCGCGGAAAGCAUGCUUAAGUUGGCAAAGGGCAUGAUGAAAGAGGAACGCGACAGGUAUAAAGAGGAGGGCUUAUAUGAGAAGCUGGUCGACCUGCAAAAUGAGUGCGAUUGGCAGACUGACAUGGAAGGCUUGCAAGAAAUAUAUGAGUUGUUUGAUGGAGAUUUAGAUGACGAUAACGACGAAGACAACGAAGAUGAAGCGCCAAGCGAUACUGCUGAUUUCGAGGAAAUACAACCUCCUCCGAUGUCUCCUAUACCCCAGCGAAAACGAGUAUUCAGCGUGAUUGAACUCGAUUGA